AUGAUCAAUCUCUACCUUGUGGCCGCCGAUGUGGAUGUAGCCUUUCCAUUCACUGUUCCUGGAUCCUGCAAUCUCAGGGUCCCUAUAGUGAGUCUAGUGGUGAUAGUGCUUUUAACAGGUGGCACUCUACCACGUGGGGGCUUUGCCUUCGAGUGGGGCUCAUGGGGUGUGGACCGGAGUGCUAGUGGUGCAAGUGGGUGGCUAGCUUCCAAUGGUGACAACAAAACCGACAAGGGUAAAGUUAGCCCUCAUAAGGCCGCCUUAGACUGGAAUUGGCUAGGCUUGGGAAUAGUUGUUAAGGAUACAACCCACAAAAUCACUUUCGAGUGGCCCACUGACUAUGGGACUCCUGGAGCUAUACUAGUCACAAACAAGCAUAUGCGAGAAUUUUUUCUCAAACAUAUCUAUCUUCCUAUGAAAACACAAGUAGGGCUGGUGGGUUGGAGGGGUGAAGAGCUGGUAAAAAUGAGGGGAAAUGGUACUGGAAAGGGGGAGCCUUGGGAUUGUAUUUAUGAUUAUGAUGUUUACAAUGAUCUGGGUGACCUUCAGAAUGGGAAGAAUCUUGAGAGGACAAUUCUUGGAAAAUCCCUCGACUUCCCAUAUCCACGGAGAUGUAGAACUGGCCGUAAUCGCACAAGAAUAAAUCAAGCUUAUGAGAGUCGAAAGCCGGAAUGCAAAUUGGCAGCACUUAUAUCGUCAGGCUUCUAUAUCCCGUCAGACGAGAAGUUCCCUCAAGCCAGUCUUUCUGACUUUCGAGCCCAUUUCUUCAAAGCUUUCUCUAAGAAAUUCAUUUCUGAUCUUGUCACAAAUCUAAAUGUACUUAAGAAACACUUCUGCAAUUUGAAGGAGGUUAAAAGUCUCUACAGUAAGGGACUUUUCUUGCCAGCUGAAAUUACAAUUAGUUUGGCCAAAGCGGUCGUUCCCUUUCAGAUGAUAAAAGGGAUUUUGGAUACAAACGACCAGGCUGUGCUAAAAUUUCCAGAACCCAAUAUAAUAAGCAGAGAUGAUAAUGCGUGGAGGACAGACGAAGAAUUUGCUCGUCAAACACUUGCAGGGAUUAAUCCUAUGGUUAUUAAACGUUUGGAGCGCUUCCCGCCAUAUGGUAAUUUGAACCCACAAAUCUACGGUCCACAGAAGAGUUCAAUCUCAGAGGAACACUUGCUUCCUUACUUGGAUAAAAUGUCAGUGGAAAAGGCCAUUCAAGAUAAAAGACUGUUUAUAUUGGACUACUAUGAUGCGUACAUGCCCUACGUGGAACGCAUUAACAGCCUUGAGACAAGCAAAGUCCAUGCCAGCCGCACCGUCUUCUUUCUUGGGGGUGAUGGAACCCUAAGGCCUAUUGCCAUCGAGCUGUGUUUGCCUCCCACAUCUGUGGAACAGGGUGACAACCGCGUCUUUACUCCCAACUAUGCUGAAGAAGAUAAAGGAUGGUUGUGGGAGUUGGCCAAAGCUCAUGUGCGAUCCAACGAUUCUGGUUAUCACCAGUUAGUCAAUCAUUGGCUCAGAACACAUGUCGUGGUAGAGCCGUUUAUUAUUUCUACUCACAGAAAUCUGAGCAAACUGCACCCCCUUCACAAGUUACUUGCCCCUCACUUUCACAACACCAUGGACAUCAAUCUUGCAGCUCGUGAAAGCUUGAUAAAUGCGGAAGGCAUUAUCGAGAAAUGUUUCAGUCCGGGCAAAUUUGCAAUGGAAAUCUCUUCCAAAGCAUACAUCGAUUGGAAAUUCAAUGAGCAAGGUCUACCGGGUAUGGCUAUAGAAAAUAGAGCAGGUGGGCUAGAACUUGUGGUUAAAGAUUAUCCAUAUGCUGUUGACGGGCUUGAAAUAUGGGAUGCCUUAAAAUCUUGGGUGUCGGAAUACUUAUCAGUUUAUUACAGCAAUGAUGAGAGUGUAGAGAGUGAUGAAGAAGUGAGAGCAUGGUGGGAAGAGAUCAGAGAGGUUGGGCAUGGAGACAAGAAGCGUGAAGAGACAGGAUGGUACAAAAUGAAGAGCCUGAAAGAUCUCAAGGAAGCAAUCACCACCCUCAUCUGGGUUACCUCUGCUCACCACGCUGCAGUGAACUUCAGCCAGUAUGACUACGCUGGAUUCAUGCCCUAUCUCCCCAGUACUACCCGGAAGCUCGUUCCACUCAAAGGAUCUGAUCAGUAUUCCAAACUCCUCAAGGACCCAGAAACAUUUUUUCUCUAG
Cryptomeria japonica (Japanese cedar) is the source of this 2187-nucleotide messenger RNA. Its product is annotated as linoleate 9S-lipoxygenase A-like. Gene Ontology annotation, molecular function: oxidoreductase activity, acting on single donors with incorporation of molecular oxygen, incorporation of two atoms of oxygen; metal ion binding; protein binding. Bases 1 to 2187 code for a protein of 728 amino acids. The transcript has 9 exons. Gene Ontology annotation, biological process: lipid oxidation. The record is from RefSeq and is a predicted model, not a curated record. Lineage: Eukaryota; Viridiplantae; Streptophyta; Pinopsida; Cupressales; Cupressaceae.